AUGGAUUGGAAGAACCUAUAUCCCAUAUUAGAAUCAAAACCAGAAUUAGGAAAGCCAACGAUUGCUGACAUUGGAUGUGGUUUUGGUGGUCUUCUCGCUGCAUUAUCUCCCAAACUUCCCAAUAAUCUCAUUUUGGGAAUGGAAAUUCGUGUUCAAGUAACUAAUUAUGUGGAAGAUAGAAUCAUUGCUCUACGAAAGAAGUUUGCGAAUGAAGGUGCUGGAUAUCAGAACAUUGCCGUAUUGCGUGGUAAUGCCAUGAAAUUCUUGCCUAAUUUCUUUGAAAAGGGACAAUUGGAAAAAAUGUUUUUCUGCUUUCCUGAUCCUCAUUUUAAACAACGAAAGCACAAGGCACGUAUUGUAACCACUACCUUAUUAUCAGAAUAUGCAUUUGUCCUUCGCCCUGGUGGAAUUAUCUACACCAUUACUGAUGUUAAAGAUCUCCAUGAAUGGAUGGUCAAGCAUUUGGAAGCUCACCCGUUAUUCGAGCGCCUUCCCGAAGAAUGGGAACGCCAGGAUAUCUGUGUCAAGGUCAUGACUACUGAAACUGAAGAGGGUAAAAAAGUCUCAAGAAACAAGGGUUCUAAAUACAUUGCAUGUUUCAAGAGACUUGAGGACCACUAA
Messenger RNA from Sugiyamaella lignohabitans, 621 nucleotides. RefSeq names its product Trm8p (gene TRM8). NCBI's taxonomy places the organism in Eukaryota, Fungi, Ascomycota, Dipodascomycetes, Dipodascales, Trichomonascaceae. Bases 1 to 621 code for a protein of 206 amino acids. The record is from RefSeq and is a predicted model, not a curated record. Gene Ontology annotation, molecular function: tRNA (guanine(46)-N7)-methyltransferase activity. Gene Ontology annotation, cellular component: tRNA methyltransferase complex. Gene Ontology annotation, biological process: RNA (guanine-N7)-methylation; tRNA methylation. The transcript has a single exon.